AUGUUUGGGGGACAAUCCCGUUUACAAGAAACUGAGAAUUCCUUUUCUUCAAAAUGUUUUCUUGGACAAUCCCGUUUGCAAGAAAUUGAGAAUUUGGUUCAGGAACUUGCAUUGACUGUGAGAAACUCAAACACUUUUAGCAGUUUGGUUCUCAUGUUGGAUCUGGAUGGUUUGGAGAUAUGGAUCUGGAUAGACCUAAACUGCACCAUCCUUUUGGAAAGCUUUUACUUCCUUGGUGUCAUUCCAAGAUCUAUGAAACAAUUUUUUGAUAUAUUUAAAGUUGGAGUGCUAAAUACAAAGUGA
This is a messenger RNA of Vicia faba (fava bean), 303 nucleotides long. Lineage: Eukaryota; Viridiplantae; Streptophyta; Magnoliopsida; Fabales; Fabaceae. The record is from the annotation of a GenBank genome assembly.